UGGAGUAAUGCAUCAAUGUGAAAUCUCAACAGACAACCUAGCCUGUUAAAAGUUCCAGUAUUUCAGGGUGACUACAGAACACAGAAGCACGAAGGACAAUGGAAUUAGUGGGGCACCGUCUGAAUGAUGCUGCUAGGAAAAUGAUUACAAUUAUACCAGAAAAGUCGCCUUUACAGUUGCUCUGGGACUACCUGCGCCACAAUCACGAGGAGGUGUUGCGAUCACCGCUUUGUCCUGUCGUGAUCUCAGUGACCAUGUAUUUCAUCGCGUGCCUCUUCUACACCCUCCUGGAUGGCCUUUCUUCCGUGAUGCCAGCUGUGAACCGCUACAGAAUACACCCGGAGCAGCCCGUCAAGCUCAAAAGUGUCUUGAAGGCACUGAUGCUCACCUUCUACAAUCACGUGGUCUUUGUGUUCCCAGCAGCGGUUGCCCAGUGGUACUGGAGGCCUCCGCUGCCCCUAGAAGACACAGCUCCCACUGUGUUGGAGUUUGCAAUGGACAUUCUGGGAUGCAUUGUGUUGUUUGACUUCCAGUACUACCUGUGGCACUGGGUGCACCACAAGUCUAAAUGGCUCUACGCUAACUUCCAUGCCAUCCAUCAUGAGUAUUCGCAGCCCUUCUGCUGGGUCACUCAGUACAUGUCAGUCUGGGAGCUGACCAGUGUGGGAUUCUGGACCACCGUGGACCCAGUCCUGCUUGGAUGCCACUCUCUUACCGGCUUCGCUUUUAUGAUAUUCAACAUCUGGGUCUCCGUGGAUGAUCACAGUGGGUACGACUUCCCCUGGUCGCUGCAUAACCUGAUUCCCUUCAACUUGUGGGGUGGCUCUCCUAAGCAUGACACUCACCAUCGGAGUCCUAACACUAACUAUGAGCCCUACUUCUCGCACUGGGAUUGGCUCUGUGGCACAAAUUCUGAAUAUUUGGCUUCGCCAGCCAUGGCUGAAAAAAGAAAAGGAAACAAAAAAUGAUCUCC
This is a messenger RNA of Scleropages formosus (Asian bonytongue), 973 nucleotides long. Its product is annotated as cholesterol 25-hydroxylase-like protein 2. The transcript has a single exon. Gene Ontology annotation, biological process: lipid biosynthetic process. Bases 99 to 968 code for a protein of 289 amino acids. Gene Ontology annotation, molecular function: iron ion binding; oxidoreductase activity. NCBI's taxonomy places the organism in Eukaryota, Metazoa, Chordata, Actinopteri, Osteoglossiformes, Osteoglossidae. The record is from RefSeq and is a predicted model, not a curated record.